UCUCCUUCUUCCCGCAAAAAUGAGCCCAGAUCCUACUCGAGAUGAAGCUUUGGUGGCUGCUGUCAAAAGCGCAAAACCUCCAAGACCGAAUAAAUGGCGACCGUUACUUAGACUUUUGAUCUUUCAUUUCCUAACGGUAGGAACAUUGCCAAUAGCAUUUUUGGCAAACUUUAUUCGUGCUGCAAUUCCAUUCCUAAGGCCGCAUAGAAGGAUGUCAUUUGUUGCUGCUUUAGGUACAUUAAUGGUACGCUAUUCAAUCAGAAUGAUGGUUCUUACAAGCUUUCAACCUCUACCGCCUCGUGAACAUGGAUGGCGUGAACAACCUGGUUUGAUCGGUGCUUCAUUAGCAACUUUGAAUAUGAGCGGACCAGGAAGUAGAGUUGCUCAUCCACUUCUCACACUAAAAGCAGCAACCAAACAGGCUCAUAAACAAUCCGGUAAACGCAGAAAUGAUCGUGUUUGGUUUGAUGCUCCUCAAUUACCUUAUUAUCGUGGUAUCUUAACAUUAAAACAUGGUAAAGGAGAACCGCAAAAAGUGCAGGGAUGUUCGACAUAUAAUGGACCUGCAAUGGUCGAUAUUGCAUGGACAAAAUCACGUACACGUGGUUUCUGGUUCUUGCCAAAUGGUGAAAAACAACAUCCACCAGCUCGCGAACCUGGAGGUCAGAAAGAGCCAGUCGUUCUAUACUUCCAUGGUGGAGCAGGUGUAACAUUCUCUGCAGGUGAUUUGUUCAUGGGUGAAGUUCUUGCUUCAAAUCUUGCAAAAUCGUCCAAAUUACCAGUCUUCUCUGUUGAUUACAAUUUGGCUCCUUAUGCACCUUUCCCUAUCCCUCUCGUUCAAGCUUUAGGCGGUUAUCUCUACCUAACUGAUACGUUGGGUUAUCGUCCUGAUCAAAUCUUUAUCGGAGGUGAUAGCUUUGGAUCACAUUUGACUUUGGCACUUGAACGUUAUUUGCGCUUAGAGAUGCCAGAGGUUCGAGGAGAUGUAGAAAAUCAAACAAUUGCCGCACCAGGAUUACUACUUCUAAGUCCUUGGCUUUCAACGUUAAACGAUCCAUGGAAAUCAAGACCUGCAAAUAUUGGCUCGGACAUUAUCACUUUAACAUACGGAGAUUGGGGUGUUGAAUCAAUGCAAUUAGGACCAAAGUACGAAAAACGUUGUUCGUUGGAUUUAUUGGAUCCGUGGCUUUCACCUGUCUACAAGAGUGUAGAAGAAAUGUCUCAACUUCCACCAAUGUUUGUAGGAAACGGAGGCGUUGAAGUUUUACUAGAUGAAGGAAAAGAAUUCGUUCGUAAAGCAAGACAAGCAAAAGCUGAUGUUACCCAUGUUAUCACACCUUUCCAACCUCACGACUUUUAUACCCUACCUUUUGCUCUUCCACACUCAAGAAAAGUUUAUACGCAAUUUGGUCAUUGGGCUCGCAAACAUGUCGAUUAUGCACCUUAUGUAAUCUCCUCGUAAAAAAGUACAUUUGCAAUGAAUUGUUGUUGGUAUAUAUGGGGUGCAGCCUCUCCUUCCUUAUUCCUCAGUAGCAGCUUCAUGUUCAAAGACAUAUUCUCUCCGUCUUUCUUCUUGACGAUGUAGAAGAUAAGGAUCGAACGAAGGUGGCAAGAUUUCAAUCAUUUCCGGCGUCAACUGUUUCAGGGAAGUGAUACCUAGUAAACGCAUUCCACGUUCGAUUUCAUCUUUCAUGAUUUGAAUGGCUCUACUUGCACCUUCUUGUCCAUAUCCUGAUUGAGCAUAUAAGAACGGUCUUCCGAGACCAACACCUUUUGCACCCAAAGCCAGUGCUUUUAGAACAUCUGUUCCUCUUCUUACACCUCCAUCGAUCAAAACGUCAAUCUUUUGUAAUAGAUCAG
Molecule: messenger RNA, 1860 nt
Organism: Meira miltonrushii
Lineage: Eukaryota; Fungi; Basidiomycota; Exobasidiomycetes; Exobasidiales; Brachybasidiaceae
Product: alpha/beta-hydrolase
Exons: 1
Coding region: 20-1462 (480 amino acids)
Molecular function (GO): hydrolase activity
Source: RefSeq, a predicted model, not a curated record